UGUAGCGCCUUGGUUGACAUUGUUGUUGUUGUGGGAGUAAGAAUGUACUUAGUCGUCAAGUCUUUUUAAGACAACAAGCAAGAGGUAUUUUUGACAUUUACACAAAGCUGAACAACACAUUACCUCCUAAGGAACGGAUUUUCUGCGAUCGGAAAGCCCAGAGUGGGAGGAAAUGAGAGAGAAAUUCCGCGAGGCCGCUCACGGUUUUCGUGCACAGCAUCCAUCUCUGACCAUUUUGCUUGCUGGAUGGUUCUCCGAGCUGGGCUGCUGCUGAGAGAUGGGCUGUUGACCUUGUCCUGGGGGCCCAGACCUCUGAAACUGCUGUCCUGUUGUGUUUGUUUGUGUUAGAAGAGGCUGACUCACUCUAACUAAUGUUAUGAAAGAUGUCAGGUGUGGCCGUAAUGGUGCUUUUGCUGUGAGGGAGAAUUGCUCUCAUGUCUUUUCUCUCUCCUGAUGCCCCCUUCUACACUGUAAAUUCAUGAUCACAUGACUUUGGAUAUGGACGCGGUCCUGUCCGACUUUGUCCGUUCUACUGGAGCUGAACCAGGACUGGCCAGAGACCUGCUGGAGGGAAAGAAUUGGGACCUCUCAGCUGCGCUGAGUGACUUUGAGCAGCUGAGACAAGUGCAUGCUGGGAACCUCUCAUGCACCCUUGCUGAGGAGAGAGAGUACCCCUCCAUUGAGAAAGAGAUGGCACGAACAGGGCGGUCCCUUUUGCAUCGCCAAGAUGAGGUUGUGCAAGCAGCCACGGAGAAGCGACUGUCGAGGGGGAUCUCUCACGCCAGCUCCACCAUCGUCUCUCUGGCUCGCUCGCACGUGUCGAGUACGGGCGGCAGCAACGAGCCGCUUCUGGACACUCCGCUUUGCACCUUCCAGUUGCCUGACCUCACCGUCUACAGAGACGACUUCCGUGGCUUCAUCGAAAGAGACCUCAUUGAGCAGUCUAUGAUGGUGGCAUUGGAGCAUGCGGGACGAUUGAACUGGUGGACUCGUUUAGGCACUGGAUGUCAGAGUUUAUUACCUCUGGCUACUAGUGGUGAUGGGAACUGCCUGUUACACGCAGCCUCACUGGGUAUGUGGGGCUUCCAUGAUCGAGACUUGAUGCUGCGGAAGUCUCUCUAUGCACUGAUGGAUCAUGGGCAGGAGAGGGAAGCUUUAAAGCGAAGGUGGAGAUGGCAACAAACCAUGCAGAACAAAGAGUCGGGACUGGUUUACACAGAAGAAGAGUGGCAGAGAGAGUGGAAUGAGUUGUUGAAACUGGCAUCGAGUGAACCCAGGAUACACUACAGCACCAACGGCAGCAACGGUGCCGAGUCACAAGAGGAGCCGGUAUAUGAGAGCCUGGAGGAGUUUCAUGUGUUUGUUCUUGCUCACGUGCUCCGUAGGCCGAUAGUGGUGGUGGCUGACACCAUGCUGCGGGACUCUGGGGGAGAAGCUUUCGCACCAAUCCCAUUUGGAGGGAUUUACCUGCCUCUGGAAGUACCAGCCAACAAGUGUCACCGCUCUCCUCUCGUUUUGGCAUAUGACCAGGCCCAUUUCUCUGCCCUGGUCUCAAUGGAGCAGAAGGACUGUUCCAAAGAGCAAGUGGUGAUCCCUCUGACGGACUCGGAUCAUAAGAUGCUGCCUUUGCACUUUGCUGUGGAUCCUGGGGAAGACUGGGAAUGGGGCAAAGAUGACAAUGACAAUGUGAUGCUAGCAAGUGUAACCUUAUCUCUGGAGGCCAAGCUCCAUCUGCUGCACUGCUACAUGACUGUCACCUGGCUUCCUCUACCCUGUGAGGUACAGCAGGCCCCAUUGGCCCAGCCAGAGUCCCCUACAGCGUCUGCAGGAGAGGAUGCCCGCACCCCGCCAGACUCUGGAGAGUCAGAUAAGGAGUCCGUCAGCAGCAGUUCUAAUGGCAAUGGGGACAGCAGUACUACUGGAACCAGUGGGACAACAGGCAAAACAAGUGGUGGAUCUUCCAGCUCCUCUAGCUCAUCCAGUAACAGUUCAGCAGGGACGACUGGCACAAUUGGAAAGGAGAAGGGGAAGAAAGACAAAGAAAAGGAUAAGGACAAGAAACGUGCUGAUUCCGUUGCCAACAAGCUGGGUAGCUUUGGCAAGAGCCUAGGCAGUAAGCUGAAGAAGAAUGUGGGAGGCCUGAUGACGGGGAAGAACGCGAGUGGAAGUGGAACCAAACAAGAAGGUCUGGAGAAGAAGAAAGGCUCUCUGAGAGGUCGUAAGGGCAGUAAGGACAGCUCUCCUUCCAUUCAAACCGGCUCCGAGGACUCUGGGAAAGGUUCACCCUCCUCGAUAAGUGAACGGCAAAACGGAAGCUACUCUUCAGAAAGUGACCCUUUUAAGUACAGCUCGGAUGUGAAAGUGAGUCUUAGCAUCCUCCGAUCCGCAAUGCAAGGAGAAAGGAAGUACAUCUUCGCUGCCGUACUCACUACUAGCAACCGUCAGCCGUUUCAGGAGGAGAUGAUCCAGCGAUACUUGAUGGAUGCCGAGGAGCGCUUCCGUGCCGAACAGGAACAGCGGAGGGAAGCUGAACGGAAAGCGGCAGGAGGUCUUGCAACAACUAGUGGAUCUCAAGUGAAAAAGGACGGGCCUGAGCUGAGCUACCGAGGUUUUGAAAGCAGAGAGGAAAUUGCUGAUAACUCGCCUCCUACUUUUAACGCGUUGAAGUCGACUUCCUUCAGCCCGAUGAUGUACUCGGGUGUGGUCCCAAUCCCAAGGCCCACCUUCAUUGACCAUUCUCCUACCCCAAUUACACAGCAUCUACAUGUGCACGGUUACAUGGAUACGCGACGGCAGUUGGCAGGAGGUUCGCCGUCUUCUUACCCUGGCCUACCAUCCUAUGCCACCUUGCCCCGACACUGCCCCCUAGCACAGGGCCCUCCCCAUUCCCAGUACCACCCCCCUUCCACCAGCUUGGGUAGCCCAUCCCGUAUCAUCACCCCCUGCCUGGCAUCUUUUUCCCAGGAGCAUGACCCAACUGACUACCCAACCGAACCUACCGGAGGCUAUACAAAUGGCUUGCGGGACUUGCGCACUACUUUGGACGUUCGCAAUGGGCCGAUGCCUGUGAGGCAUUACUCCUUGGGCAGUGCGGGUGGCCUUGCAAACCUGCAGUCCAGCAGAUGCCGAACGCCCACCUGCAAUUACUACGGCCACCCCGAGACGGGCAAUUACUGCUCGUACUGCUACCGAGAGGAGUUGAAGAGACGGGAAACAGAGCCGGCCAUCCACAGGUUUUGAAUGGACAAUCUCUGUCCCGUUUCUCUCAUAUAGGACUCAUUGGAGCCCACCAUGUGAGCCACAUCAUAUCCCGUGGGUGUGGAUCUUGCUUUAAGACAUAAGAUCGGCCUUUCUGAACCAGGUUACUGAGACUCUGUCCACAGUGAAUGGGCAUUGCGGAAAUGGGACUGCUGUUGUGUUACAUUUGCUGUGGCUCAUAGGCAGGAGCUUUAAGCUCCUCACACAUUUGCUUGACGUGGUCAUCCUCUAACCUGUCUCCUUGUCUCCUCCUUGUGGUGAGAAUGUAGAACACGGGACAUUUGAACACAACACAUGAACAUGCUGCGUAGCGUACCCCAAAAUACACGUUAAGCACAACCAGAAAAUGCGUAUUUAUAUUAGCUGCAAUUGAUCCAUUUAUAUCAGCUGCAAUCAAAAUAAGACUUGCCAUAUUGCGAGCGCAAGGCAACAACACUCUGUUAGCUUCGAGUGUUAUCCAUUUUACUGUAACUUGCACCCCUUUUGAAGCCAUACUUAGUUGGCUUAAGUUAGCUACUAUGGUGCUUUCUCGCUUCUAAGAUGCGAACCUUAACAGACAAAGGGUUCGUUUUAGGUCUUUAUAUGCCCCGAUUAAAAAUUGCAGUCAUCUCCGCUCUAUUAAGUGUUUCUAGAACAUUUAAUAGUGCAAAUCCUUUAAAAUUAGCGCAAAGAAAUCCCUUUGGAAAUGGUACAUCGCGUGGUUGUAUUCAAGUAUUAUGUUGGUAACAUUGAUAUAAUAGUUCUAGGUACUUGCUGGUCAAAGGGGGCGGAUGUUGAAAACAAUUUCUGACCUCUUCAAAUGUUACUGCUGCACCAAAUAAAAUGGUGUUCCUUUAUGAUAUUGGGGUUAACGCAUCAGCUUCCAUCAAAUUCACUGGACACAGGAUUAUUGAUAGACGCAGUAUCGCCCCCCCAGAGUAGUUGCUGCACCAAAUCAAGCACUUUUCUCAUGUCCAGAGGUUGUGCAUGUGGGUUUUAGAUGAAUAGACUGUUAUGUCGCUGUGCUUCUAGUCUGGCGGUUUGCUCCAUUCUGGAGGCAGAGCUUGCGGUUCCACUGCGGAGGUCAGGGUUCGGCUGUAGGUGCCACUGUGUCGUGCGCAAACUCACUUGUUUCCUAGUUGCCUUUUCAGUCUUAGUUCAGUCCUCCCAUGAGGACUGUUGAACUGAAUUUCUACUUUUGUUUGGUUUUGGAUUCACAGUGCUGAUUCUAGUGUUUUCAAUGUUUGUGGACGUAGAGGGAUUCUAGCAGAUCUCUCGAAACUAUACGAUGCACCUUGAGUCGAGGUUUUGUGACAAACGCUUUCGAAAUCCUUUUACACUGUUAACAGAAAACACGGCCUCUGAUAAAGCCAGUUGUACGAGUCAGCCAGAAAUGGAAAAUACUGUCAUUUUACUCUCUCUUGCAUGCAGUUCAACUUCAAAACCUGUAUGACUGAGAAAUAGAAAAUUAAAUUGUCCAUUUUCCAUACAACGAAAGUAAACGUGAAGCAUACAACUUGUGCAGUAUAUUAGUAAUAGGCCAUAAGUUAUUAUUAACACAGUGUUGCCCUCCGCUCAUUUUCGGACAUUAGUGAGGAGGACAAAUACUUGUGGACGUGCGAAUGAGAUUUUGAGGGCCACGUUGGACUGCGAACACAUACUCCAUUUUCCUUAAAUCUUAGUGUCGAUUCCCAUAGCCAAACACGUCUGCCCGUCUUGUGUGUUAGAUCACAAUAGGGAAGGUCCGUUUUUGCUCCAUUUGAACUAAAUGUUUAGUUACACCAUUUUGCAGAGCGCCCCAUUCAAUUUCAUUAUGUCUGGACAUUCUGCUAAACAUCUCAUUUUGUGUUUGACGGCAGAAAGAAAGUCAUACAGGUUCAGAACGACAUGAGAGGGAGUAAGUUAAGACAGAUUCUUUAUUUUGGGGUGAGCGAUCCCUUUACCCUCUCAUUGCUCAUGUGAAAUGGGCUCUUUAAUAGCACCACAAGAGGAUGUUGCUGCUGUGAUCAUGUUCAUUUGAUGUGGGUAAGUGUUCGUUGUACUGCAGAUGAAGAGCUGUCGUCGUAGCGAACCGAAGCACUCAAUAAGCGUAAUCAGUCGUGUGCAAAUAUUUGUUUAACUGUGUCAGCUCAAGGCCACAUUUGCAUUACUGAUUUGCACAAUUAAAAAUAUGUCAGGCUAGUAUCUUAACAGUUACAACAUACCUCGUUAUAUGGUAUCUCCCGUGUUUAUCUUAUUCAACAUUUAAUUUUAAAGCACUAAAUUUCCUAUUACCGUCCAGCAAGAUGGAGGGUUAAUGGCUUCAUUUUUUUUUUCUCCCCAAAUGAAAGCGAUAUAUUUUUGACACAUUAUUCACUCGCAUAACCAAUAGAUGGCACACUUGUUUAGGUUUCUUUUUCAUUAUCACCCCUAUUUCUACUAGUGACCUUUUGAGACUGGCUCAGUUUUUCAGUGUAAAUAAGGGACAAAGAGUACACUGCUGCUGCUUUUUAUGUUUGUUUGUUCUUUUGUUGGUUUCGUUUCGUCAGGCGCAUUUGAAUAUAAAAUGCAAGCAAUGAACUUUUUUUUUGUCUUAUGGAAGGCAUUUGCCUAGAUUUCCACUCUUAUAAGUCGCAAAAAGGAAUUCAUUGCGUGUGUGUGUGUGUGUGUGUGUCUGGUAAACUGUGCUUUUGCAAACAUAUUGCAGCUUCAAGGCACAAACCAGAGGAAAUUGUCAGCGAAACGACAGCUAGUCUCCGUUGGAGUUUAUGUUCUCCUUCCGAUGUACUCGUAGUUUGCGUUUAACGGAUCCAUUUAUUUAACAAAUGGAAAGGUCAUUCAGCCACCCCGAGCGUUGGACUUCAAUAAGAGUGCAGACAUUUUUGUAUUAAGAAAUCCAAAAAAAAAAUGUAUAAAUGCGUUCAAGUUAUUUUUGUAAAUCAAAAGCAGUUUUCCAGUGUUUUUUAAAGAUACGAAUGUAUGCUGUAGGACCGUUCCCUGAGUUGACGUCAGCUGAAUCGAUGGUGGAGUCAGUAUUCUGGGGCGCACGGCGCUCGUACGGAAGCCUCUUAAAUCGGAGAGUUUCUUGUGAACAAACUCAUUUCUCCAUCAGUGUGAUCUGACGAGGUAUGAUUUGAAAAUAUAUAUUUGUAGUAAGAUUUUUCAAAAGACUGGGAUGUUUAGUUCUGAAACUAGGAUGUUCUUUCUUACAUGGCUAGUUGUCAAACAGACGGGCCUCCUGACGUUUCCUAAUUUCUAUUUUAAAGCGAAUUAUGCUACUUAAUCACCUUUUGAGUACAUUUUUUUAACGAUGGUGUUGGUGGCGGCCGUCCACCAUCAGUUUUCAAAACACUAAAAUUCUCUUAUUUAAUAUACGGUGGGCUUUGUUUUGUUAUGACGUAGCUUACUUACUAUUUUUAUAUGGUAUGUUUUCAUGGAUGUGACAGAGCUACAGUCGUCAGCAUUCUCGAAUCUGCAUGAGACUGAAACUGUUGCAUGUACAGAACUGGCAGAUGCAAUUUAUCUAAUCAUAUUUGUGCAUUACUUCUGGCUAAUUUGGGCGAUUUGUGUUUGUUUUCAGCCGUUUUACCUUUCUCUGUGUUUGAGAGGUGACCCCAGGCUGUGUGACAGUGCAAUCUAGGUGGAAAGAACAUCUGAUUUUUAUGUUAGUUUUAUUUUAUUUUUAUUUUAUUUUUGCACCGUUUUAAUAAAAUUCUCAUUGUAUUUAAA
Molecule: messenger RNA, 6945 nt
Organism: Pimephales promelas (fathead minnow)
Lineage: Eukaryota; Metazoa; Chordata; Actinopteri; Cypriniformes; Leuciscidae
Gene: otud7b
Product: OTU deubiquitinase 7B
Biological process (GO): protein deubiquitination involved in ubiquitin-dependent protein catabolic process; protein K63-linked deubiquitination; protein K11-linked deubiquitination
Cellular component (GO): cytoplasm; nucleus
Molecular function (GO): zinc ion binding; DNA binding; K63-linked polyubiquitin modification-dependent protein binding
Source: RefSeq, a predicted model, not a curated record